AUGGAAGAAGCGAGCCUGUGUCUUGGCGUGUCUUCGGCGGCGCCGGAAGCCGAGCCCCACCUGAGCGGCCCGGUCCUCAACGGCCAGUAUGCCAUGAGUCAGAAGUUGCACCAGAUUACAUCUCAGCUCAGCCAUGCCUUCCCGGAGCUGCACGCGCGGCCCGGCGCGGAGGAGAAGGCCCCGGCGCCCCUGGAGGAGAAGGCGCAUGUGCCCAUGGGCGGCCAGCCCCUGGGCAGUCAGAUGGCGCUGCUGGCCAACCAGCUGGGCCGCGACGUGGACACCAGCCUCAACGGGCGGGUGGACCUGCAGCAGUUCCUCAACGGGCAGAACCUGGGCAUCAUGUCGCAGAUGAGUGACAUCGAGGAUGACGCGCGCAAGAACCGCAAGUACCCGUGCCCGCUGUGCGGCAAGCGCUUCCGCUUCAACAGCAUCCUCUCGCUGCACAUGCGCACGCACACGGGCGAGAAGCCCUUCAAGUGCCCCUACUGCGACCACCGCGCCGCGCAGAAGGGCAACCUCAAGAUCCACCUGCGGACGCACAAGCUGGGCAACCUGGGCAAGGGGCGCGGGCGGGUGCGCGAGGAGAACCGCCUGCUGCACGAGCUGGAGGAGCGGGCCAUCCUGCGCGACAAGCAGCUCAAGGGCAGCCUGCUGCAGCCGCGGCCGGACCUCAAGCCGCUGCCGCACGCGCCGCAGGCCCCGCUGGCCGCCUGCAGCCUGGCGCUGCCCGCCGCCGCCCACGGCGUGCCGGACGCCGCCAAUCCGGUGCCCUCGCCCAAGCCGGCCAGCGCGCAGGAGGACGCCGUGGCCCCGGCGGCCGGCUUCCGCUGCACCUUCUGCAAGGGCAAGUUCAAGAAGCGCGAGGAGCUGGACCGGCACAUCCGUAUCCUGCACAAGCCCUACAAGUGCACGCUGUGCGACUUCGCCGCCUCGCAGGAGGAGGAGCUCAUCAGCCACGUGGAGAAGGCGCACAUCACGGCCGAGUCGGCCCAGGGCCAGGGCCCCAACGGCGGCGGCGAGCAGUCGGCCAACGAGUUCCGCUGCGAGGUGUGCGGCCAGGUGUUCAGCCAGGCGUGGUUCCUUAAGGGCCACAUGCGUAAGCACAAAGACUCCUUCGAGCACUGCUGUCAGAUCUGCGGCCGGCGCUUCAAAGAGCCCUGGUUCCUCAAGAACCACAUGAAGGUGCACCUCAACAAGCUGUCGGUGAAGAACAAGUCCCCCAGUGAGCCCGAGGUGCCCGUGCCCAUGGGCAGCAUGGCCCAGGAGGCGCACGCCAACCUGUACUCCAGGUACCUCUCCUGCCUGCAGAGCGGCUUGCUGGCGCCGGACAAGGCGAGCCUGGGCGAGCCCGGCCAGCUCUACGGCAAAGGGGAGCUGGCCCUAAAGGACAAGGAGGUGCUGGGGAAGCUGCUGUCGCCCGCGUCCGGCGUGGCCCACAGCCUCCCCGAGGGCGCAGGCGGCGGCGGAGGCGACAAGCACUCGCUCCUGGGCUGCCUCAACCUCGUGCCGCCGCUCAAAUCCAGCUGCAUCGAGCGGCUGCAGGCGGCUGCGAAGGCUGCGGAGAUGGACCCUGUGAACAGCUACCAGGCUUGGCAGCUCAUGGCCAGGGGCAUGGCCAUGGAGCACGGCUUCUUAGCCAAGGAGCAUCCGCUGCAGCGCAACCACGAAGACGCGUUGGCAAACGCCGGAGUUCUGUUUGAUAAGGAGAAGCGGGAGUACGUGCUGGUGGCGGCAGAUGGCUCCAAGCAGAAAAUGCCCGCUGAUCUGGUUCACGGCACGAAAGUGGGCAAUCCGAGGGACUUGCCAAGCAAGCUGGACCCCUUAGAAGGCAGUCGGGAGUUUUUGUCCCAGGGGCUGGGCCAGACUCUCGACUACAACCUGCAGGGCCCCGGCAACAUGAAGGAGAAGCCCACCGAGUGUCCCGACUGCGGCCGGGUGUUCCGCACCUACCACCAGGUGGUCGUACACUCCCGAGUCCACAAGCGGGACCGCAAGAGCGACGAGGACGGGCUGCACGCCGGGCUGGAGGAGAGGCGCGGCUCCGGCAGCGACCAGGAGUCCCAGUCGGUGAGCCGCUCCACCACGCCCGGCUCCUCCAACAUCACCGAGGAGAGCGGCGUGGGAGGCGGCCUCUCCCAGACCGGCAGCGCCCAGGAGGACAGCCCGCACCCCUCCUCGCCGUCCUCCUCAGACAUGGGCGAGGAGGCUGGGAGAUCCACCGGCGUCCAGCAGCCGGCACUGCUGCGAGACAGGAGCCUGGGCGCCGCCAUGAAGGACUGCCCGUACUGCGGGAAAACCUUCCGGACGUCCCACCACCUUAAGGUCCACCUGAGGAUACACACAGGUGAGAAACCCUACAAGUGUCCCCACUGUGACUACGCCGGCACCCAGUCAGCAUCCUUAAAGUACCACUUAGAGCGACACCAUCGGGAGCGGCAGAACGGGGCCGGGCCGCUGUCCGGCCAGCCCCCGAGCCACGACCACAAGGACGACGCGCCCGGCAAGGCGGCCCUGUUCAUCCGGCCCGACAUCCUGCGGGGCGCCUUCAAGGGGCUCCCAGGCAUCGACUUCCGGGGCGGCCCCGCCUCGCAGCAGUGGGCCUCCGGGGUGCUCUCGUCCGGAGGAGAUCACGCGGGCCAGCCCGCGGGCAUGGCACCCGAGGCUGCCUCCGAGGCGCUGAAGGGCACCGACCUGCCGCCCAAAAGCGCCCACUUCUCCGAGAUCGGGAGGGCUUACCAAAGCGUCGUGGGCAACGGUGUGAAUUUCCAAGGGUCCUUGCAGGCUUUCAUGGACAGCUUUGUCCUCAGCUCCUGGAAGAAGAAGGACACGAAGGACAAAGCCUUGUCUGACGCUGCUCCCCUGAAAGUCCAGGGAGCCGACGGCGGCGAGGAGAAGGGCGGCGGGAAGUCUUCCCAGAGGAGACCCGAGAAGUCGCAGUACGAGCCCCUGGACCUGUCCGUGCGGCCGGACGCCGGCCCCCUCCCGGGCUCCUCGGUGACCAUGCAGGACAGCAUGGCGUGGCACGGCUGCCUGUUUUGUGCUUUCACCACGUCCUCCAUGGAGCUCAUGGCCCUGCACCUGCAGGCCAACCACCUGGGCAAAGCCAAACGCAAGGACGCCGGCGCGGGGGUGCCGGUGCACUGCCAAGAGCAAGCGCGCGAGGCGAGCAAGGUGGCCCUGCUGCAGGCUGUACAAUCUAGCAAGGACAUGGCCCUGGCGGGCGUGAUGAGCGCUCUGGACUCUGCUUCCGAAAAGACGGCCCAAGGACAGGCCAAAGAGACUCUGGGGGACCAAAAGGGCGGCGCAUGGCCCAGCCACGGCGGGGACCCUGCCUUUUGUAACUUUCCGUCAGACUUCUACAAGCAGUUCGGUGUUUACCCCGGCGUGCUGGGCUCGGCGGCCUCUGGGUCCUGCCCCAACAAGGAGCUGGAGGGGAAGGCGCCCCCGGAAGACGACGCCCCCAUCCUGAUCCCCGAGGCGGCCGGCAAGAACGCCCCUGACGACCUCUCCGACAUCGCCUCCUCGGAGGACAUGGACUCCUCGCGGGGAGAGAACAACGAGGAAGAGGAUGUCGAAACGGAACCAGAAAUGAUGAGCAAGCCGCUGUCUGCGCUCGCCAAGGACGGGGGCGGCGGCGACGGCGGGGACAGCCUGCUGCCCGCGGGCGCCCCCCAGCCCGUGCAGGUGCAGGGCCUCGGCUCACCGUUAGCCCAAGCGUCGGAGAAACAGUGGCACGGCCCCGGUCUUCUUGCCGCCCAGGACCCCUCGGCGGGCCUGCCGAAGCCGGAGCGGGGGCCCCCGGGCCUGGAGAAGCCCAUGAACAUGCUGUCGGUGCUCAGGGCUUACAGCUCCGAUGGCUUAGCUGCCUUUAACGGACUUGCGAGUAGCACAACCAGUUCUGGAUGUAUCAAGAGGCCAGACUUGUGUGGUCACAGGCCUUUCCAGUGUCGCUACUGUCCCUACAGUGCCUCUCAGAAGGGGAACCUGAAGACCCACGUCCUCUGCGUCCAUCGCAUGCCUUUUGACAACAGCCAGUACCCUGACCGCAGGUUCAAGCGCUCCAGAGUCGACUCGGAGGCUUCUGGGAAUUAUGAGGAGCCCACAGCUGUGAAGGCAGGGAGCUCAGCAGAGCUGGUGGAGGAGGGCGCCAAGUGCCAGGAGGACAGCCACUGA
Molecule: messenger RNA, 4173 nt
Organism: Lepus europaeus (European hare)
Lineage: Eukaryota; Metazoa; Chordata; Mammalia; Lagomorpha; Leporidae
Gene: ZNF536
Product: zinc finger protein 536
Exons: 4
Coding region: 1-4173 (1390 amino acids)
Biological process (GO): regulation of DNA-templated transcription
Cellular component (GO): nucleus
Molecular function (GO): RNA polymerase II cis-regulatory region sequence-specific DNA binding; DNA-binding transcription factor activity, RNA polymerase II-specific
Source: RefSeq, a predicted model, not a curated record